AGCUCAGUCGAGCUCGGCUCUUCGUCGAGCGCUGAAACAUCCAUUGCGUUUAAGCCGUAAGUCAUAUUACAUUCGCAUACACGCCGGACGCGCCGCGCGGAGUGUCGACCAGACGACCGAACGACCACACACACACUCGCAUACCCAUUUAUAUAUAACAAUACAAACACGAAAAGUCAAUUUCGGAGUUUCAGUUUUUUAGGGUUACUUCGAGCGUUGGCCUAUGCUUCAACAACAAGCUUUGCUCGUUUACUACAUGUACACACAGAAACGGUGUACCGAGAGCGAGUGAGAGAGACUCUGGGCAAAAGUCGACUUUCAUGGUCGAAUGUGCGCUCCGAAAGAUACGCACGCAGGAGCCGACUACUAUAUCAGCAUCGAUUGAUCGAUUCUGCGAGCGUGUUGUGUGUAGUUGUCAUACCGUGAGGCAAUAGUGCGCGGAUAGUAUUGGUAGUAGUAGUACAAUAAAAGCCGUGUGCUGCGUGCCGCGACUACUACGACGAUUGUGCGCGCGCGUGUGUGUGUGCGCGCUAUACCUGUACGUUUAUAUUAAAGAGACACUCUGGUGCCGAGUACAUUGUAUAUAAAUAUAUAUACGUACACAGCACAUUAUAAGACAGGAGAGCAAGUGUUCAGUGCAGCACACCGCGAAUUUCCACGUAUGUGUGUGAGUGUGUUCGGAGUCCGAAGCAGCCGCAGCAGACGUUUACACGCGAUGCGCUCCUACAAAAAUAUCUCGUAUCGUCGUUAUUUCAUGUAUCGCUUACACCGAGAGCAGCUCUGAUAUUAUUAUAGGCUGAGAAAAUCUCUGCUGGCCGACUGCGCGACCGUACAUACGCGUAUGUAGCUUUCAUACAUACACGGUACCCAACAUACUACAUGUACGCGUACAACGACGCAGCAUCGUCGCGGCUUUCAUUAUUAUCAGCGGCAUAAGAACGCGCGGACCCGGAAAAAAGGAGCGCAGCAACGUAGCAGUCCUCGUCGAAUCUCAAGAAGGCGUGUAUUAUUUUACAUAAACGAGUGAAAAGGCUGCAUUCAGUGCGAGAGAGAUUUGGUGCGCGUUCGUGAAAUAAGUGAAAUUUUUCGUUCCCUCGCCGUGGGUAGUUCUUCUUCUUCUGUUGUUGUUUUGUUUUUCUGGUUCUUGUUAUUGUGUGUUGGUGCUAUUUAAUCAUAAUAAUCGUGCUCGAAGCUCAGCUUCGGAGUUGUUGCGGCCGUGUCUAUACGUGUCAUCUUUGUCGAGAGUGACAGCAUAGCUGCGGAUGUAGCACGAAGUAAAUAUCAGCAACAGCAGUAGAACAAGAAAGAGAUUAUAGUAGAGAAGAGGAGAGGAGAGAAAGAACGAUAGCAACAGCAACAACAACAAUAAGAGCAACGAGGGCCCAGAGGGCGAGCAGAGCAGAGUCGAUUCAAGACUCGCAAUUAUAGGCGCGAGGCUCCAACAGCCCCAAAGCACUCGCAUACAGGAUGUCUUGACAAGCAGAGUCGACUGAGAGGAAUUCCUCGGAGAGCGAUAUUCCCAUUGAUACACGGUGCUGGCUGCAGCCGCGGACCAAUUCCAAGAGUGGAUCGUAAUAUCGAGCAUCGACAGCAGCAGAAGAUCAUCUAGCAGUAGCAGUCAUGGCGCCCGGUCAGCAGCUGUACGAGCAGUACAUGGUUCCCCAGAUCGCCAAGAUAUUCCACAAGUUUCCACACUUCAACGUCACUGCACAUCUCGUUAAUAGCACCUUCAAUCCCAAUUCGGAAAUUUACCUCGAGAGUCUUGGUAUACUAGCCAGCAUACCGGCGGCCCUGCUCAUCCUGACGCUGCUGACGCUGCUCGUGUACCUGGUGACGCGUUGCUGCGACCGCAAACCACGCCAUCGCCGCUCCAUCGCCGUGCUCAAGUGCUUCCUGGCCGUGCUGGCCAUACUCUGUUGCGGCGCCGUGGCCGUGGGCCUCUACGGCAACGACGACGUGCACAACGGCGUGGUGCAAUUGAUCAGCGCAGCCAAAAUUAUCGACGGCACCACGCGCAAUGUCAAGAAUCAGACGGACGCCAUCAGGGCGACGCUGGAGCGAGUCUCCACCGAUCUCAUCGCCCUCGACGACAAGUCCGGCGAUCCGGUGUCCAACGCGACGAUACUCGGCUCGCUCAUGAACGCCCUGAGCCUGACCAAGGCCAAUCGCACCCUGGCCGCGACGAGCAUCGCCAAGAUCAAGGAGCCACUGAUCGCCAUCAAUCUGGCCGAGGCCAUCGAGCUGACGGACAAGAUCGAGCAGUACAGAUGGCCCGUGACCAUGGGCGUGCUCUCGGCUCUGCUCAUACUCUGCGUCGUUCUGUUCGUCGGGGUCGCGCGUCACUCGCGUUGCGCUCUCAUCACUUUCUCGGUGUUUGGCCUGUUCGCAAUCAUCACCUCCUGGCUCAUGGCUUCCCUGUACCUGGCCUCGAGCGUGGCCAUCGGCGACCUGUGCGUGUCGCCCGAGGCCUACCUCACGCGCAACGGCUCCUCGGCCUUCGCGCGCAUCGUGCCCUACUACACGCAGUGCGACCCGAGCAUGUCGAAUCCCUUCACCCGCGAGCUGCGCGACGUCAAGCAGUCGAUCGAGCACUCGCGACGCAACAUCGAGCACAUACGCCAGUACGCCAAUUACCUGUUCAAGGACGAGCAGCUGCAGCUGCAGCCGCGCUUCAGCAGUCUGACCAGCGACGUCAACAGCAUCGACAAGCAGCUCAACAGUCUGCAGGCAAUGCUCGACUGCAAGCCGCUGCACCACCAGUACGUGCAAGCUGCCAAGAGCUUGUGCAUCAAUGGAUUCUUCGGACUCACUCUGAUGCUACUCGCGAGCGUGGCUGCCGGCUUCCUCUUUACGGUUCUCGUUUGGAUGGACUCUCACACGUGGAUUUACAUCAGAAAACGAAACGACUAUCAUCAAGUUAAUGAGCAGGAUCCAUACCUACCACCGUCGGCGGCAUCGCAGGCAAUAGCGGCGCGAACCUUCCGAGGCCAAGGGUCGUACCCUCCGACAGCCCCCCCUCUUAAUGCCCAACUUGGCAAUCAUACUAUUAAGCAGCCUCUAUUGCAUACGCCGCCCCCGCCGUCUUACGCUACUGCGACCGCUCGCGCACGUCAGAUGCACGAGAGCAUGUCAAACAGGGGUGGCCUCAACGGAACAGCAAGCGGCGAUCACCACGGGAAAUCGCACAAUCAGCACAAUCAGCAGGCGAGCAGCGGACGAACCGACCAUCGUGCCGGGCUCGGGGAUCAGCCUGGCCAGUACGCGACUCUGAGCAAGCAGUGCAAAACACUCGAGUCAAGUGAUUUCUACUGAGGGCACGCCCCCUCGGGAACAGGACGAGAGCCGCCAUGGACGCCAAGUGUAGCGUCGUUCACAACGCACAACUCGCACGCCAGCAUCGGCGGCGGCUCGGUGGUGGCCCAGAC
Messenger RNA from Trichogramma pretiosum, 3425 nucleotides. It is a transcript of the gene tty, whose product is annotated as protein tweety. Gene Ontology annotation, cellular component: plasma membrane. The transcript is spliced from 8 exons. Bases 1621 to 3312 code for a protein of 563 amino acids. NCBI's taxonomy places the organism in Eukaryota, Metazoa, Arthropoda, Insecta, Hymenoptera, Trichogrammatidae. The record is from RefSeq and is a predicted model, not a curated record. Gene Ontology annotation, molecular function: volume-sensitive chloride channel activity; intracellularly calcium-gated chloride channel activity.